Molecule: messenger RNA, 1525 nt
Organism: Calliphora vicina (urban bluebottle blowfly)
Lineage: Eukaryota; Metazoa; Arthropoda; Insecta; Diptera; Calliphoridae
Gene: ebd2
Product: earthbound 2
Exons: 2
Coding region: 77-1276 (399 amino acids)
Molecular function (GO): DNA binding
Source: RefSeq, a predicted model, not a curated record
AUUUAUAUACAUACAUAAUUACACAUAGUAGGUACCAACAGAUUUUAUUGGAAGAGAAAGAGUUGUUUUCCCUAUAAUGAAAAUGGCUACAUUAUCAAGACGUUCAUCAGGUGCAAAUUCGAAUGGAUCAACAGAUGCAGGAUUAUCGCCCGCAAAAAAGCCAAAAAGACGCAACGAACGUAAUAUUCUUACAUUUUAUGAGAAAAUUGCCGUCAUACGUUAUUACGAUGAGACCAAUAUAUCACGCAACAGUUUGGCCAAAAUGUUUCACUGUUGCGCCACCCAAAUUCGCCGCAUAUUGGAGCGCAAACAGGAACUUUUACAGCAGCUGGCCACUCUAAGUGAAGCAGACGCUUCGAUUAUAAUCGAAGAGAUGACACGCAAGAGACGUAAAUUUGAAAUGAGCGCCAUUAGUUUCAUUUUGCAUCAAUGGGUGGAGAGAUGUCGUCAAAUGCGUUUGCGUAAAAGUAUCACAAAUGAAACACUUAAAGAGACGGCCGUUAAAAUGGCUGCUAUUCUAAAUCUGCCCGCUUUUCGUCCUUCCUAUCGUUGGCUGAAUCGUUUUCGCGGUAAAUACAAGUAUAACGAUGAAGAUUUGGGAUCUGGCACGGGACCAAAUACCGUCGAAGGCGAAUUGUCUGUUGAGGAUAUUAUCAUUGAAUUUAAGGAUUCUCUGCCAAGUUUCAUGCAAAAGGAAAUAUCUGCCAUUACUUCUUCGGCCAAGGAGGAUGAUGCUGCAGUGGCAGUUGUUAGUGAAAUGAAACGAACUGAAGUUCCAGUCAUCAUAAACGAUGAUAAUAGUAACGAUGACUUUGAAAUAUCGGAUGAAGAUGAUGAUGACGAUAUGAACGACAGUAAAGAGAACAAUAAGAAUCCGGUUAACAACGACAACGACGAUGUUGAAGUGGUUGAAAUUAAAACCAAGGAAGCAAUUCUACCAAUACCCGCAAAUUUCUCCCCUACAACUGAGGAUUUGAAAAAAACUGAUCUCACGGUCGCUCAAGAUUAUCGUAUGAAUGCGGGUUCCGCUGCUCUGCUGCACAGCAUCUUUCCACAUUUAGCUGUUAUACACCAAUUUGCCUUACUUAAUUCGGACGUCAAAGCUUUGGAAUUAAUCUCCCAACUGGGUGUUCAUAUGAAAACUCAAGCCGACGAAGGUGCCUACAAACAAUUGUCGCUGGCGACAUCCGUUACCAAUGAUAUAAACGCGGCAGAUUUAGACACAAAUGGUGAUAAUAUCUAUCCGGACAUUGAUGAUAUCGUUUUGAUUGAAUAACUUGAAAGCAAUCCUUUAAAUUUAAGUUUUUUUUAUCAAUUACAUGCAAACGUACUUAAGCGUUCUUAUAAAUAUGUAUUUAUUUCAAUAGUUUUAAGCUGUAUUUAUGAAGUCAGUUAUUAAUUUACAUACUUUUAAGAGUCACCUAAAUUUUUCAGUAUAUUAUUGAAAUGAAUUUAUUUACUUUAAUCUAAGAAUAAAUAUAUGAAAAAGGAUAAUAAAUUAAAUUUAUUUCUACACCAUACAAAA